UCCUCCCCCAUUUCCUCCUGACCGUUCUGACCACGCCCCCUCUGCUUUUGGUUUCCGGGUCGGUCGCCCCACGCGCGGCCCCCGGGCCGUAAAGUGAGGCCAGCGGGGAGCGAGGGGCAGCGUCCGGGAUGCUGGAGGAGCUGCAGGAGAUGCCAGGGGCCGGGCAGGGGGCAGAGGAGGAAGGAAGCCCCCCAGGGGCCCGGCAGGGGGCAGAGGAGGAAGGAAGCCCCCCAGGGGCCCGGCAGGGGGCAGAGGAGGAAGGAAGCCCCCCAGGGGCCCGGCAGGGGGCGGGUGAGGAGGGGAGCCCCCCACCUAGCGCCCCCGACCCCCCCCAGGGGAAGAAGAUCGUGCCAGGCAUCGUGUACCUAGGGCACAUCCCGCCCCGCUUCCGGCCCCGGCACGUCCGAAACCUGCUCAGCGUCCAUGGGGAGGUCGGGCGCAUCUUCCUGCAGCCCGAGGAGCGGUUCGUCCGGCAGAGGAAGAAGAAAGCUGGCGCCAAGGCCAAGAACUACACGGAGGGCUGGGUGGAGUUCAGGGACAAGCGCGUGGCGAAGCUCGUGGCCGCCAGUCUGCACAACACGCCCAUGGGCACCCGCCGGCGCAGCCGCUUCCACUACGACCUGUGGAACAUCAAGUACCUGCACCGGUUCAAGUGGCCGCACCUGAGCGAGCGGCUGGCCUACGAGCGGCAGGUCCGGCAGCAGCGUCUGCGGGCCGAGAUCUCCCAGGCCAAGCGCGAGACCAGCUUCUACCUGCGCAGUGUGGAGACCAGCCAGCGCUUCGCCCGCCGGGCCGCCACCGCCCCCGCCCCCGCCGGCGGGGAGAAGAGCUGGGGCUUCGUCCAGCGCCCCACGGAGGAGGAGAUCCAGAGGCGCAAGGCGGGCGCGGGCGGGUGCCGGCUCCGUGGGCAGCUGGCCAAGGCCCGGGAGAUCCAGCUGAAAUCCCAGACCAGCCGCUCCUUGCUGGCCAAAAUCUUCAACGCCACGGACGCUGCCUCGGAGAAGGCACCGGGGGGGCCGGAUCUGUAGUCGGGUGCCCCAUCUGAUCACCCCCCAGCCCGCUUCCUCCUGCCCCUCGGCUCUGGGGCGACAGGAGUUUGCCCCCCAGUAGCGGCUCGUUCCCCCCCAGCAGGGCUCUGAAGACCAAGUUGUUGCCUCGAUGGACCCCCAGUGUCUCGACUCAGCACCGUCCCUGCCGCGGCCACGCUCAGCCGCUGGUUUCCCGCGGAGCCGCUCGGACCGUCAGGCUGGCCUUGCUCCCGGCACCUUGUCUGUCCUGAAGACGAGACCGUGACUUGCUACAAAGGGGCUUUUCGUUUGCCCGCAGGGCCGGCCUGGUCGCCCGCUGCCCCGGCCCCCUCGGGCUCCGUCCCCGUGCGUUUGAUACCAGCUGUGACCCGAGGGCUCCCCGGUCCCUCUGGCUGAGCGCGAUUAAAAAACCCGAGUGACUGAAAA
Messenger RNA from Caretta caretta (loggerhead turtle), 1454 nucleotides. Its product is annotated as activator of basal transcription 1. Gene Ontology annotation, cellular component: nucleolus. NCBI's taxonomy places the organism in Eukaryota, Metazoa, Chordata, Testudines, Cheloniidae. Gene Ontology annotation, biological process: endonucleolytic cleavage in 5'-ETS of tricistronic rRNA transcript (SSU-rRNA, 5.8S rRNA, LSU-rRNA); endonucleolytic cleavage to generate mature 5'-end of SSU-rRNA from (SSU-rRNA, 5.8S rRNA, LSU-rRNA); endonucleolytic cleavage in ITS1 to separate SSU-rRNA from 5.8S rRNA and LSU-rRNA from tricistronic rRNA transcript (SSU-rRNA, 5.8S rRNA, LSU-rRNA). The record is from RefSeq and is a predicted model, not a curated record. Gene Ontology annotation, molecular function: RNA binding.